This is a messenger RNA of Salvia hispanica, 1663 nucleotides long. The record is from RefSeq and is a predicted model, not a curated record. Lineage: Eukaryota; Viridiplantae; Streptophyta; Magnoliopsida; Lamiales; Lamiaceae.
UCUUGUACUGUUCUAUAAAUGACUUUACCAAUCACUCAUACUCAUACUCAUACUCAUACUCAUGAUCACUCACUCAUACUGAAAUCGAAACCGAAAGAAAUGGAUCAAAAAAAAGAACAAAAACCACACUGCCUAAUCCUGCCAUAUCCACUCCAAGGCCACAUAAACCCUAUGAUCCAAUUCUCCAAACGCUUAGCCCACAAAGGCAUCACAAUCACCUUCGCCGUACCACAAGGCCUCCUCACCUCCUCCACCGCCGUCGACGACAUCGCCGUCGUCAUCUCCGACGGCUACGACUCCGCAGCCGCCAGAGCCGGCGCCAGCCCUCAGGAGCGUCUACUCAGCUUCAAAACGGCCGGGACGGAGUCAACGUCCCGACUCAUUGAGAAGCUUCGAGAAGGGGGCCGGGCCAUGGACUGCGUCGUCUGCGACGCCUUCGUGCCGUGGGGGCUGGCCGUGGCGAAGGGUAAGGGGCUGUUUGGUGCGGCCUUUUUCACGCAGACGAGCUCUGUGAAUGUGAUCUACUACAAUGUGUUUAAAGGGUUGCUCAAAGUUCCGGUUUCGGAGAAGGAGAUCGUGCAGCUUCCCGGGCUGCCGCCGUUGGAGGUCUCAGAUCUGCCGUCGUUUGUUGUUGAUUCGGAGAAGUAUCCGGGCGUGUUGGAGCUGAUGGCGGGUCAGUUUGAAGGUGUAAAGGAUUCUGAUUUCGUAUUCGUUAACUCGGUUUAUAAGCUCGAGGAAGAGGCAAAUAAUUGGAUGAAAAAAUCAAUGUCAGUUAAAACAAUUGGUCCAGCCAUACCUUCCAUGUACCUAGACAAAAGAUUGCAACAAGACACAAAUUAUGGUCUUAGUUUGUUCAAGCCAGAUGACACUUGCAUGAAAUGGCUACAGCAAAGAUCACCUAAAUCAGUUAUCUAUGUCUCCUUUGGUAGUAUGGCCAAAUUGGACAAGCAUCAAAUGGAGGAAUUGGCAACAGCCCUUAUGCUAAUUGACAAACACUUCCUAUGGGUGGUCCGAUCCUCGGAGGUGUCGAAGCUCCCGGAAAAUUUCACGGACGAGGCCUCGGGUAAGGGACUAAUCUUGUCAUGGUGCUCGCAGCUUGAGGUACUUGCCCAUGAAGCCGUAGGAUGCUUUGUAACGCACUGUGGGUGGAACUCGACUCUGGAGGCACUGAGCCUCGGGGUCCCGAUGGUGGGGGUCCCGUGGUGGAGUGAUCAGGCUACGAAUGCCAAGUUUGUGAUGGAUGUUUGGAAGAUGGGAGUGAGGGCUUGUCCUAAUGAAGAAGGUGUUGUUGGGCAUGAGGAGUUGGUUAGUUGUGUGAAGCAUGUGAUGGAGGGAGAGAGAGCGGAAGAGAUAAGAGAGAAUGCAAUGAAAUGGAAGGAGUUGGCAAAGGGAGCUAUUGAUGAAGGGGGAAGUUCGGAUAGAAAUAUUGAAGAAUUUAUUUCUACUCUGUUGGGUGGGCAAGUAUCAUAAAGUAAUCAAAUUCUUGAUUAAUAUAUCUUCAAUAAACGGGACAUAUACUCGAGUGGUUCGAUGUUACUCGUUCUCUUUGUAUUUGGGGGAUCUUUGUUUUUGUGUGUUGUUACUGCUUUUGCUUUUCAGUGUUUUUGAUGUGGCUAUUAUUCGCCGCUUAGAUAAUAAUUGGAAUGAUGUUUGUCUCUUUUUA